This is a messenger RNA of Eimeria acervulina, 224 nucleotides long. RefSeq lists its product as hypothetical. Gene Ontology annotation, molecular function: methyltransferase activity. The annotation marks the transcript as partial. Lineage: Eukaryota; Apicomplexa; Conoidasida; Eucoccidiorida; Eimeriidae. The transcript has 4 exons. The record is from RefSeq and is a predicted model, not a curated record.
AUGUUUUACUCCCAUCAGCUCCAAUCCAUAUACAAGCAGGACAUGGAGAAUUACCCUCAGCUGGAGGAUCUGAAGGGCCAACUGAAAGGACGUCUGCUAUCGGAUUCGGUAGAAACCCUCGAGGAUUUGGAUUGGAAUAGAGUGGUGUUAUUAGAUAUGGAUGCAGAAGAAGAAUUGAAAACCGAAGAUGCUGAGCGGUUUGACGCUGUACUCGUUGGGGGAAU